AUGACUACAAAUUUUACUUUCUCAACAACCCAAAAGGGUGAAAAAGCAAUAUUGUAUAAUAAUUACUUAUAUCGAAUGAAACGUGAAACUCAAAAGGGUAUAUCUUUAUAUGUUUGUACAAAUAAAUCUUGUACUCGAAGUGUUACUUUACAAAAUGAUACAAUAAUAAAAUGUAACGGUAUAACUCAUGAUCAUGAUCCAAAACUAAAUGAUAAUGUAGAGGUUGUAUUAACUGGAAUAAAACGUCGUGUAUUAGCCGAUGUGGAUGUACCAAUAGGCAAAAUUUACGAAGAAGAAGUUAAAAAGUUUCGUCGUGUAAAUGGUUCAGCUGCUACUAUUCCAGGUUUUGAUGCUUGGAGAUCAACCUUAUAUUCUAUUCGUAAAACAACUUUACCUUCAGUACCAACAUCGAUGGAUUCAAUUACAAUUCCUGAUAUUAUGUCGUUUACUCAUUCUCAUGAACAAUUUUUAUUUUGUUAUACCAACGCACCACACAAGAUUAUCGCCUUCGCAUCAGAAUCAGCACUAAAAAUAUUAAGUAAAAAUCAUCACUGGAAUGCUGAUGGAACCUUUCGUACAGCACCAUCAUUAUUUUCUCAAGCUUAUUACAUACACGUGUGGGAUGAGUACAGCAUGAAGCCUAUCGUCUAUUCAUGUUGCCAAGACAAAUCAGAAUAA
Messenger RNA from Rotaria sp. Silwood1, 678 nucleotides. The record is from the annotation of a GenBank genome assembly. Lineage: Eukaryota; Metazoa; Rotifera; Eurotatoria; Philodinida; Philodinidae.